AUGCUGCAUAACUACCUGGAAAAGGCUAUAGCCAAAGAAUACGACAAAGUUAAACAGGAAGAUACUGAGCGACAGCAAAAAUAUUUAGAUGAAAACAGGGUCCGUUUAAUUGCUAUCUACGACAAAUACUUCUGGGAAAUGAAGCCAGCCGCCAAAGUAACAGGAAAGGAACAACCAAAACCAAGACUUAGUGAUAACAAUGCUGAAAUGAUACCUGUACGAGUUUGGCGACGUGGGAGAGAACUCUACGAUACAAGCGCUUUUGAACGGUAUGGAGUUAGAUACAGAAAUGGGCGUCUGGUCAUUCCAGUUUCUGGCACAUAUUUCGUCUAUUCUUAUGUAGGUUUUUUCGAACCCUGCGUCCCUUCCACCGGCAAACCAAAUGUUAAGAAUGCAAGCAUACCAAUUAAACUUGGUAUCUUUAAGUUUAAUAUCUUGGACGCGGAGGAGUCCGAAUUAGUUUCAAGUGUUCAGCCCCACACUAUUUCCAGCAAUCGAUUCUUCAACGCGUACAGUAGUUACGUAUCGACAUUUGCUGACUUAAAAGCUGGAGACGAAAUAUCUGUGAAAGUAUCCAAUAUUACUUACCUUAGAUAUACAAGAGAUAACUAUUUUGGCUUGAAUCUAGUUUAGAUCUUCCCUAUAUGAAAAGCGUCCUCGCUUGAGGGGAGGGGCAAUGAUGGAAACCUUUCAUUUGUUCUUGACAUUCCCUCCAAAAACAAAAGUGGUGGUUCCCUAACAUGCAAUGCGUUUUCCUUAUAUGAGGGAAUGCUUACACGCAUAGUUUGUUUCGGUUAAACAAACAGCACUUUGAUUUUUCUAAGGUAUAAAAGGCAACGACUACCUGUGGUCAUGUUUUAGGUUUUUGGACACGUUCAGAUGAAUUUAUACCAUUCUUUGUACAAAAUGACAUUUUUUUGUUUUAAUUUUUCUAGGUGUAGACCUUUUGCAAACUUACCAGCACAUAUUAUGUGAUAUGAAUAUAACUCGGAUUUUUCGUUUUACAUUAGUUGUAAAGUAAAUGGUUUUUGUAUUGUACAGAAAUAUUUACAGAUAUUACGUAUAUUGCUAGAGUAGGAAGUUUAAUUUGAAAAGCUGAUUGUAUGUUAAGCGUGUAGAACAAAUUUUUAUCUGCAAUGAAAAUCUGAAAUAAAUAAAUUUUUGUAGCAGCAUUAUUACAGCAUAUUCGCAUAUAAUAUGACCGAAAAACUAUACAUGUCUUACUGUUUAUAGGUUUAUUUGUCCAACUGAAACUAACUUUCC
Molecule: messenger RNA, 1263 nt
Organism: Mercenaria mercenaria
Lineage: Eukaryota; Metazoa; Mollusca; Bivalvia; Venerida; Veneridae
Product: tumor necrosis factor ligand superfamily member 15-like
Exons: 3
Coding region: 1-633 (210 amino acids)
Biological process (GO): immune response
Cellular component (GO): membrane
Molecular function (GO): tumor necrosis factor receptor binding
Source: RefSeq, a predicted model, not a curated record